This is a messenger RNA of Carassius auratus (goldfish), 6177 nucleotides long. Its product is annotated as APC membrane recruitment protein 2-like. Gene Ontology annotation, molecular function: beta-catenin binding; phosphatidylinositol-4,5-bisphosphate binding. Gene Ontology annotation, cellular component: plasma membrane. NCBI's taxonomy places the organism in Eukaryota, Metazoa, Chordata, Actinopteri, Cypriniformes, Cyprinidae. Gene Ontology annotation, biological process: regulation of canonical Wnt signaling pathway. The coding region runs from base 239 to 2806 and encodes 855 amino acids. The transcript has a single exon. The record is from RefSeq and is a predicted model, not a curated record.
AAAGAGAGCAAUAGACAGAGGGAGGGAACGAGAGGGGAGACGGAGAUAGAUACACAUUGCUAGCAAAAACAGUCUACAAAAAAUAUAAAUAGAAAAGGUAUUUUAUUUAUUCUCGUUAGAAUUGUGUUUCAUUCAUCUUGUUUCAUUCAUCUGAGUGUGAGGUUACAAAGAGGGGGCGUGUGAAGGUAGACUGAGACAUCAAGACGAAGGUAAAGAGACACUGCAGUGGAGCUGGAAUAUGGAUGCACAGUCUGAGAGCUGUGAACCACCACCAUGUGACCCUCAGCCUCCAGGUAAAAUCAGAAAAGCCUUCAAACUAUUCGGCAAGCGGAAGCCUGGGAGCAGCGUCGCUAGCAUCUUCUCCAUACGUGGGAAAGGAGAUGGAGGCCCUAAAUCACCGCCGUCAAAGAGCAAAACCCUGGAUGGAUUAAAUGAACCUACUGCCCCAGAAGCAGAGGCGGAGCAGGUGGAUCUUGACCAGGGGGAUGAGAGUCAACAGGACGAUGCUCCAAUGGAGGAGUUCACAGAUGGGAACAUGAAUUCAGAAACUACUCCUACGCGGCACUCAAUCACUUCCCUCACCUCUGCUAAGUCUCUGAGCUUCCUCAAUAUGCUUCGCAAAGGUAGGCAGGGACUAAUGGGAGAUCGGCAGACUCAGACCGAGUCUCAGAGGCCCGGGCGGCAACGGAAGGGUCUGAAGGGAUUGUUUGGAACAGUGCACUGGCGUGGUAGAGAGAAAGAGGAUGAGGAGCAGGGUGAACCAGGCCCUCCCCUUCUUGCUUCCCGCUCCAACAGCGUUGAGAUUAUAAAGGAGAGUCUCACACUGACACCCGGACCUCCACCUCGCUCUGUGGAGGAGGCAGAGGAAAACCCUCAGCUUCCUACACCACAAGAGGGCCCUGCAUCAUCUGUGGACUCUGCAAAGGUGAGCGGGUCAACCAAACCUCCUGCAAAUGAACGCUUGAGCACACUGCUUGGAGAUAUCUCGUCAAUUUUAAGCUUUGAUUCACUAACGGCAUGUGGAGAUAUUGUAGCAGAUGUCGAGGCAGAAUGGGUUAAAGCUAGCAGUCGAAUGGAGGAAGCACCUAGCACAUUGAAAGUGGAUAGUUCUGAGAAGACUUCAUCUUCUACGACUUCUACCAGAUCAAAGCCCAGUCCUUCUCCAACCCUAAGCCCAUCCACCUCGUUCAAACCUUCCCCUACUUUAGCAACCAAACCCACCCCUUCACCUACCACCUCCAAACCUAUUCCCAGCCCUUUGAAAAAACCUGCAGUUACCUCAACAUCCUCUCCAGUGACCAAAAUGUCACCAUCUAUGCUUGCUGACCCUAUUAUCCCUACUCCAACAUCCAGCCCUCUCACCAAACCCACCCCUACACAAUCAGCUAUGCCCAUAACCCAGCUUACCCCAACACCUAUCCCAAUUCCUCAAGCCACAGAAACUGCAACAACUACUCCAAUUAUCCAACCUACCCCACCCGCUACAUUUUUCUACAAUACACAGCCUACCCCAAGCCCUAGAUCAAGCCCCACAACCACAUCUACAACUUCCCCAGCUAAAGCUACCCUGUCCCCUAAAUCUAGCCCUGAAAUCAAACUAGACACAAUAUCAAGCUCCACAACUGACCCACUGACCAAACAUAUUCCAUCCUCUACACCCAUUCCUCCGUCCAUCUCAGCCUCUACUUCUGAAACAUCCCCCUCACCCACAAUUAGUUCUACCCCUGAACUAGCUGCAGUUACUAAAGCUGAACCUGCCCCAACCCCUGUAACUAAACCUUCCCAAGCCCCAACCCCUUCAACAAAACCCACUCCGUGCAUUACCCAUGAAUCCAAACAAACUGUGUCUACCUCUGCAGCCAAAUACACCCCUUAUCCACCACCUUUUGGUAAACCUACCCCUGCCCCUGCACCAACACCAAGACCAAAACUUGUAACAACAUUUGGAUUAUCGACAAGCCGAAACACUGCUCCUAUUGCCAAGCUUGAGAUAAAACAACCCAUGGGACAAACUUCAAAAUCUAGCACCCAAACUGGCACAACAUCUGUAAGGAAAGCCUCUAUCUCUGAAUUGAAUGUUCCUAUUGCUAAAUCUCCAUCUGCUGUUGGUCCUAUUCUUACAUCUUCCUCUGCCACCACAAAAUCACCCACAGUUCCCUCUGCACCACAAGUUCCUGUCCUAAAGUCUCCUCCUGGUAUUUCUCCAUCAUUCCUUUCUUUUAAAAUCGCAGAUGAUGAUGCCAGGAUAGAUUUAAGAGAGGACCUGGUAAGACAAGAAGAAAUUGACAACAGAGUGGCUACUCAAAGCAUCAGCAAGGCAGUGAAAAGGGGCCCUGCAGUGAAGCCUACAACUCUGAGUAAGAUUCCUGUGAGUGGUGGAGGCAGACCUCCAAAGCUGCAUCAUCGAGAUUCCCAGCCCAAUGGAGAUGAGGAGCACUCAAAUUUAACAACACCGGUACAUGAAGAGGAGAGCCCAUUCGCUCUCUCACGGGAAAGCAGCAGCAAGGAGGCCCUCAGUGAUGUCUCCACAGAAUCGGGGGCUAUCACCCCAACGCUCUCCCACAGCCAAGAGGACAUUCUUGAUGGAAAACUUGGUUUCCAGACAUCAUCACGUCCUGUAGCUGGUGCCACAAGCUUAACCCGGGAAUCCAGGAUCCCAAUUAAACACGGAUCUACUGCAACCUACCAUUCUGUACAGGGCAGGGCAGAAGCCACACGUUCUAAGAUACCGGUGUCCAAAAUGCCUGUUCGUCGGACCAACAAUAAGCCUGCACCAACAGCUACAGCUGCUGUCGCCCGAAAAUAACUGAAAUAAUAAUUCUGUCUAUGACAAAAUCCUGAAACAUUCCACUGGCUACAGUUUUCUCAAGAUUUACUUUGUGAUAUUCGUUCAGGCAUUACUGCACCUUUUUGAAGCAAAAAAUCGUCACAGGACAACUGGAUUGUUACCGUUAUUUGAACUAAUUUACACACUGGUGUCAACCACACAAUUCUUUUAUCAGCUGAGUGUUUUAUUCAUAUCACUCUUGAACAGACUGAUGCUGUGGAUUCAACUCUGUGUACAACCAGGAACAGACAGCACACCCACAGGCCCUGUCUAGGUAAUCUCUAUGGCAACCAAACGUGCAAAUUAAAUGGCAGGCACUAAAGCACAAGAGCCCUCACCUGGAAUCCAAAGCCAUGAAGACCUUCUCUGAAGAAACAAGCAAUGUAUCUGUCCAUUAUCUCUGGCAUUGUAAUAGUCCAUAAUGGUCUUUUGUGGUAAUUAAAAGCCUCAGAGAAGAAACAAGCGAUCCAGCACAGUCUUGUGGUUUUCAUCCAGGUCUACAACACCAGAGGAGCCCAGUAUCAUCACAAAGGUGCUUUUUUCUUAACAUCCUGCCUGCCACGCAGAAAAAAAAGUUUUGUUACAGACCAAUGGAGAGAUCUUUGUAGCCUUUGUUUCUAUUUUUGUCUGGUGUCUUUUCCCCCAAAAAAUUUUUAAGUUAACUUUGUGGAUCAAUGUUAGUCUUCUUCAAACUCCCUCGUGUUGUAUGCAAACAAACAGAAUCUCUUACCUAUACAGUUCAUGCCAAGACAGGAUAUUCCACAGUAUCUUUUGAAUGUAUGUAGCAGAAUGCAUGCCCUACCUUUUCAACAAAAUGAGCCAUCUCACUCCUUUUCCUCUCCCCACCGAUAUCCUUUUCUCAAGUUUUUUUUUUUUUUUUUAAACACUGUGUUAAGUCACACAGUGCCUGUCAGCUGUAACAAAUGUGUAUGUAACAUGUCAUCAUGGAACUAUGAGGCAUAUGGAUCUCUGGAGCUCUACGGAUUUUUUUAUUUGCCUGCACUUUAACAAUGUGCAUUAAAGAAGGUUAAAGACAGUAGAGAUGAUGUUUCACAGGCAGUUGGUGUUAUAGGUAAGCUAAGACUUUCAUGGUUGAGAGUAUGUUAUUUGGAUGGAUUAUUUUAUUAUUAUUUUUUUUUUAAGUUGCCAUCACAUGCACAUGUUUAACAGAGGACUAUUUUUUUGUGUGUAUGAGUGUGUGUGUGUGUGUGUGUGUGUGUGUAUGAAUGAGUGUGUGUGAUUAUCUUAAAUGUCACAAUGUUUCCUAUUUAAUCAAUAAAAUGUGAUUAUACCUAGAUCAGUUUCAAUGUCAUGCAGGGUGCUAAUGGUAUAGGAUUGGAUUGCAUAGGACAGAAUUAGAUUGUAAGAGAUUGGCUGUGCCGUACAUUUUCCACUUUAGUGACAUUAUGUAACUGUGUUACUCUUUGGUUCAAGAAGUGGAACCCUGCAGAGCUUUCCACUAUAAAGACGGAGACUCCCACCACUGCCAGCCCCCACCCCCAGGUUCCUCUGCAGUGCCAUGCUGUUGGGCUGAAAAACCCACUGACCUGAAUAACAAACCUCAUGAAUGUCAGUAUUGCCUCGUCAGUGAGCUGUAGGCUAAGAAGCUAUAGAAUUUCUGCCACACAUACAUGCAGCUGCUGCAUGCAAAUGAAACAUUUCUAAUGGGUUAAGUUGUCUCUAAUAGGAACUAGUCAACCUUCAUAUAAUAUAACUGAGUGAAUGAAUGAAGGCUAAAAUAGGGGAACAGUGGUGCACAUAGAGAGAAUGACACAGAGAGGAAUUGUGGUACAGAUGGAGAUUGAGAACAAGCAAAGGGAGGGCAGAAAAAAGAAAAGUCUUUUCGGUUCCAUCACAGCUGUGUUUUUUGAUGGUGGUGACAUAGCAAGAAAUGCUAAAAGCAGUGCACAAUGACCUUGUUUUCUUACGUUCCUCCAUUUUCAGCAUGUUUUACAUAUAGUAUACUAACACUACAGACAUUUUAACUCCUAGCAUUGUAAUCAAGCUAACAGCAGAUGAUGCUUAUAGGGACAGAGAUUUAGGCAGAGAUAUCCAUCACGGGAUGAACGAAGGUAGAGGGGGGUUGACGUUUUUUCACAUAAGGAAUAAGAAAAACAAAGCAUGGAUAUUUAUAGACAAAACUCCUCACAGAGACAGAACAAACACGGUUCUGUUGUCCAAAUCAGAGCCCAGAGCAGUGGCACUGUUUAUCUGGAAAAACACGAGGACUUCACCACUUCACAGGGUGAUUAGCCAGAGAGCAGCUCACUGUUAAUGGAAACCCUUGGUUAUGGAUCUGCCACCCCCCUGGGGUCUGGAGAAGAUGAAAGCUGUAUGCACUAACUCAUGUGCUGCACCAAACACUGACAAACGGUCUGUCUGAUUGUGAAAAUGAAUAAUGAUGAUGUUCACAUAGCCUCAAUUACUAAAUCUGAAGUGAAUCAUCAAAGCGAAAAUGUGAAACGCAGUCUGCUCUAGGGUGGCAAAAAAAUGCAUACAACUGAACAGUGCAGGGAGACAUGCAAAAGCUAUAUCUGCAUGAGGAUCCUAUUUUGAGCCCUUGUUACAUAGCAUUGUCUAAAUCUAAUGGAAUAAAUGCUGGCAUGCUAAUUUAGCCAAGCAAGACCAUAUACAAGAGGUGAUCCUCCCCUCAAGCAGAUGGCACAAAAUGACAGUGGACUUAUUCACAAUUACAUGUGCAGACAAACACAAUUGUUUAAUGCAGCGGGUGAUGUCACAACAAACAGGAUUAAAAAGCUAUUUAAUGUUAUCUGCAUAUGCUUUUAGUUUAUGUGCAUCCAGACAUGAGUUUAACACUAUAAUCUCUUUGAGAGAUUGGUUUUAAAACAUGAAACUCUGAAAAACGUCUGAAAGCAAAGGCGUAAUGGAAAGGCAACAUCAGGAGAUUUGAACUAUGUUUCCUGAAAAUAAAUAUCCUUCAGCUCCUAUCAUAUUCCUUAUAUAAUACAGAACAAAUGCGCCAUUAUGAGAAGGAUGGAUUGUCAUAAACUCUCCUGAUACUUUAAAACAGGUCAUGACAACUGAAUCCCUGUGUCUUAUUCCCUUUUGGUGUAUAUAAACACCCCUGGUGAAAAGAUGUUCUCUGUUAGGAGAUGUUUGGCUAAUUAUCCAUGCGCCACUGAAAAAAAUGUCGCUAUGGCAACCUCACUAGGUCAGCCAAUGGGAGGCUGUGAAGAGGAGGGGUGUGGUGAGGAGGCAAGGAGUUCUAAUGCACUCUCACAUUACACACGCAACAAUUUAUCUUUCCAUAAUGUUAAAAUGAACUAUAGUAUGUAGCAUGUGUAUAAAACUAUGUAGAAUAUGCGACAGAUGGGCUUUAUUGAACCUUA